Molecule: messenger RNA, 1062 nt
Organism: Erigeron canadensis
Lineage: Eukaryota; Viridiplantae; Streptophyta; Magnoliopsida; Asterales; Asteraceae
Exons: 1
Coding region: 1-1062 (353 amino acids)
Source: RefSeq, a predicted model, not a curated record
AUGUAUAGGCCAGAAGAAUAUGAUGAGAUUGUGUCGGCAGAAAUACCAAAUGAGAAGGAUAACCCUCACUUGUAUAAAAUGGUUGUCAAGCACAUGCUUCAUGGCCCGUGUGGUAUACUGAACGUUGAUAAUGUUUGUAUGAAAAAGAAUGGUACUUGCAAAAACUCAUACCCGAGGCCUUAUUCUAAUGAGACCACUCAAACAUCUGAUGCAUACCCGAUCUACCGGAGGCGAAAAAAUGGGGUGACAGUCAAAGUUAGGAAAGCUACACUUGAUAACCGAUGGGUAAUACCAUACAAUCCCUACUUGCUAGCAAAGUUUGAUUGUCAUAUCAACGUAGAAAUAUGCUCGACAAUAAAGGCAGUCAAAUAUAUAUAUAAGUACAUAUGUAAAGGUUGUGAUAGAAUAAGUUUUGCUGUGUCAUCGAAUAAUGAUUCCACGCUGAUAGAUGAAAUAGACCAAUAUCAGUCAGGGAGAUGGGUUUCGGCUCCAGAAGCAACAUGGAGGUUCUACAGGUUCGCAAUGAGUGAGAUAAAACCUGCUGUUAUACAUUUGCAGCUGCAUUUAGAGAAUUAUCAGCCAUUGACUUUUAAAAAAAAAGAAAAGCUGAAAAAUGUGUUGAAUAAUCCAGUCCAGAGAAAGACUAUGCUUACUGAAUUUUUUUUUAUGAAUAGAACUGACAAGUUGGCCCCAGACUUGGACUUGACCUACUCUGAGUUCCCAGAUCAUUUUGUUUGGCUGCAAGGGGACAGAUUUUGGAAACAUAGGGACCUAGGGGAUUCUGUAGGCCGAAUAGUAGCAGCUCAUCCAACUGAAGGUGAAAGGUAUUACUUGAGAAUACUAUUGUCAAAAGUCCGUUGUCCUAAGUCCUUCAGUGAUUUAAAAAUGUUUAAUGGCCAUCAGACCACCACUUUUAGGGAAGCAUGCUUGUUACGUGGCUAUUUGGUAGAUGAUAAUAGCCAGCAAUUAUGUUUACAAGAGGCCUCUACUUUCCACUUGCCCUAUGAACUCAGACGCCUUUUUGCCACCCUUCUGGUUUAUUCAUGCCCCAACAACCCUUAA